Messenger RNA from Oppia nitens, 468 nucleotides. Its product is annotated as zinc finger protein 143-like. Gene Ontology annotation, cellular component: nucleus. The record is from RefSeq and is a predicted model, not a curated record. The transcript has 3 exons. Gene Ontology annotation, biological process: regulation of transcription by RNA polymerase II. NCBI's taxonomy places the organism in Eukaryota, Metazoa, Arthropoda, Arachnida, Sarcoptiformes, Oppiidae. The coding region runs from base 1 to 468 and encodes 155 amino acids. Gene Ontology annotation, molecular function: RNA polymerase II cis-regulatory region sequence-specific DNA binding; DNA-binding transcription factor activity, RNA polymerase II-specific.
AUGGGUUCAAAAAUCACUUUUACCGGUUGCCAUAAAAGUUUUCAAACGAAACUGAAUCUCAAAAGACAUCAAUCAGUUGAUCACAAUUCGCCUGAACGACAAUUUCGAUGCGAUUAUAAAAAAUGUAAAAAAAAGUUUUCCGAUAUUCAUGUAUUCAAUCGACACCGACUGGACCUGCAUUUCCCGAAACUCAGGCCAUAUAAAUGUAAUGUCCGACACUGUGGCAAAAGGUUUAGUUAUAAAAGUUUACUAAACUAUCAUAAAUGCCAAUCGCAUGAUAUCGGCGAAAGACCCUACAAGUGUGAUGUCGACGGUUGUCAUCAAUCGUUUGUACGACGAUUCAGGCUAACAGUUCACAAACGGUUCAUACAUUCGGGACAUAAACCGUUCAAAUGUGGUGUCAAGGGUUGCGACAAAAUGUUUGCCGACAUAACACAUCUGAAUAGACAUCAAAAAUAUAAAAUAUAA